Messenger RNA from Saccostrea echinata, 1404 nucleotides. RefSeq names its product C-type lectin domain family 4 member M-like. NCBI's taxonomy places the organism in Eukaryota, Metazoa, Mollusca, Bivalvia, Ostreida, Ostreidae. The transcript is spliced from 5 exons. The coding region runs from base 70 to 1344 and encodes 424 amino acids. The record is from RefSeq and is a predicted model, not a curated record.
CAGACUUAACUGCGAUUCAGAUUAAACUGAUAUCACUUUUCAACUAGUGAUAUUUUCACGUCUAUAAGAAUGCUCUGGUUAUUCUUCGGCGUCCUCCUAACACUAAUUUUUACUAAGGCACAACCUUUAUAUUCAAAUUCAAUGGAUAUCUAUCACAGAGGAUCAUCAGCUGAUGUGAACGAAAUUGUUCACAAUCUAUUUUCUAAAGGAUUUGUCGAACUUACAAAAACAAUGAACUCUGAAAUAUACGAUUUGAAAUCGUGUUGGAAUAAGGAUUUCAAAAAAGUCAAAUCGACGGUGGAUGCCUUUGAUGAACAUCAAAAAAUGCUGGCUGAAGCAGUUUCUGAAAUCAAGACAAACAUUACGAUUACUUCAAAGGCAACACAAUCUUUAUUAUACUUUGAUAAAAUGGCGUUCAAACGUCAGUUAGAAAAUUUGUCCAGCUCUUAUGGAGAGGAAAAAGAAAGAACUGACAAAGCUAUAGAACAGCUUUCCCUGUUAGAGGAAAGAAUGGUUAACCAGAGUGAUCUUAUCAGUAAUGUAAUGAGGGAUCUUCUGGAUCAGGUCAGAAAUCAAGAAGACUUGUUCGACAAUGUAACGACGAUUUUUGUUAAAAUUAAGGAAAUGGGCACAAUUCAUUCAAACAUGGAAACACAAUUUACAAGGACGUUGAAUCGAUCUAUCAAUGAAUUGAAAGAUAUGUCUGAGGAAAUGAUUAAAAACAAAACAAAGCAGAUAUUUAGAAGAAUAAGUGAUUUAACUUUCAAUCUAACGUCCGCCCUGGCAAACACUUCAGAAGAAAUGGAAACAACAAAAACAUUAGUUCAGACCACAGAAGAGCAAGACAAAAAGCUUCUUGAAUUAGUGGAAGGGAUGCAAAAUGAACUCGCAAAACUCAAGAACAGUAUCAGUAAUUUAACCAAAGAUAUACCUUCAAAAUCGUGUCCAUCAGAUUGGUCGUCGUUUGGAUCAUCUUGUUAUAUGAUCAUUAAACAGAAAAAGUCGUGGGAUGAUGCAGCUGUUAAAUGCUUACGAUAUGGAGCUAAAUUAGUCGAGAUAGAGACAAAGGAAGAAAACGAUUUUCUUAAGCAAACACUCAUCAACACAAAUGAUAUCUACUGGACCGGGGGAAUAGAUGAAGUUACUGAGGGAAGGUUUGUUUGGGCAUCGACCGGAAAUCCCCUGACUUUCAAGGACUGGAAUGACGGGGAACCAAAUGAUUAUAACAAGAGAGAAGACUGUCUUGACUUCUCCAAAGGAUUUAACAGAAGAAAACUAUGGAAUGACAACAGAUGCGAAUCAAAGUUUUAUUUCGUUUGUGAAAAAACUGUUUUAUUCAUCUAAAUGUGAAACAUUUCAUUUGCAUGAAUUUUAUUUUCUCUUUGUCAUUAAAUUAAGAUUUUU